Blepharisma stoltei is the source of this 1878-nucleotide messenger RNA. NCBI's taxonomy places the organism in Eukaryota, Ciliophora, Heterotrichea, Heterotrichida, Blepharismidae. The record is from the annotation of a GenBank genome assembly.
AUGGAAGGGUUUUUGAUGAAAUGGACUAAUUAUGUUUAUGGGUGGAAAAGAAGAUAUUUCUCUGUGAAAAAUGGGCUUAUAAGCUAUUCUAAAAAUAAAGACUCCAAAAAGAAAGGAGAAAUGAGACUAUUAAGCUCACAGAUCGUUAAGCACCCAGCUGAUCCCAAAAGAUUUUCUAUAGAAGGGGACACAAUUUCUUAUUACCUUAAAGCUUCUUCUCCAAAAGAAGCUUCUCAAUGAAUCCAAGCUUUAAAACAAGCCCAACGGGACGCCCACAUCCACCUAUCAUUGCCGCCAUCUCUGUCAAAUUUAUCUCCAAGAAGCCCAAUUCUCCCUGACAAUUCUGCUUUCACUCACUCCUUAGCCUUAAAAUUAAGUGAAAUAUGAGGGAUUCAUGCACAAAUGCAGGAAGCAGUUGACAUGAUUCCUCCAUUAGUCAUACAAAGUAUCCCAGGUUUAGACUCAGUUUUAUCAUUAUCUAAUGCAAUCAAAAAAGUAGCUUCGGAAGCUCUUGCUAUGAUUGAUGAAGAAGAACAUAAGCCGAGGCUUAGUAUAAAUAGCACAGUUAUUGACGAAGAAAAGUUUCUUCCAAGGCAGAGCUUGGAUAUGAAUUAUUCUGAGCCUAUUUUUGAGCUAGAAAAGCCUGUAGGUUUACAAAAAGUAAUAUAUGAAGAAGAAUGCAAAGAGAUUGAAGAAAUCGAAUUUGAGGACGCCAAAAGUCAUUAUUCUGAUGAUUCUGAAAAAAAUAAUUUAAAAAUAAUUCCUCAUAGAAAAUCAUUGCCAGUCCUAAGAAACCCGAACCAAAGGAUGAAUAUUUGGAAAGUUGUAAAAGAUUCAAUUGGAAAAGAAUUUUAUAAAAUUACUGUCCCGGUUUAUUUUAACGAGCCUUUAAGCUUUAUUCAAAGAGUUACUGAAGAUAUGACUUAUUCUGAAAUUAUAGAAAGGGCUUGUGAAGAAAAAGAUCCUCAGCUGCGCCUUGCUCUUGUAGCGUGUUUUGCUAUAAGUCAAUUUUCUAUGUGUAUUAAUCGGACAAUGAAGCCAUUUAACCCUCUGUUAGGGGAAACUUUUGAAUUAGAAACCAAAGGCUUUCGCUGUCUUUCUGAACAAGUAAGCCAUCAUCCACCUAUUGCAGCAAUGCACACAGAACAUCCUAAAUAUAUAUACUGAGGAAACACCGAAGUAAAAACCCGCUUUAAAGGCACUUAUAUUCAGGCAAACCUUGUCGGCGCUUUCCAUUUAAUUUUAAAAGAAUUCAACGACCAUUUUAUUUUCCACAAGCCAAACACAAAUAUAUAUAAUUUCAUUAUGGGAAAAAUUUAUAUUGAUUUGUCAGGGACCAUAGAAAUGUCCAAUUUUUCUACAGGAGAUAGGGCGACUGUUGUAUAUAAAAAACGAGGGAUGUUUGAAAAAGUCAAUUAUGAGAUUGAAGGAGGGGUCUAUGAUAAUUAUGGAGUUGAAAAAUAUUCUUUAGAAGGAAAAUGGAAUGAGGAAGUAAACAUCAAAGAAAAUUCGACAGGAAAAAUCAUAAAGGGAUUCGAAAUGGCCCCAUAUCCAGACAAUCAUGAAAUGAGCUAUUAUUUUUCUGAUUUUGCUUUACAGUUAAAUAUAUUGCCUGAGCAUUUUAAUAAUUUACCGCCAACUGAUGUAAGAAAAAGGCCUGAUCAACGAGCAUUGGAAAAUGGAAAUCUAAAAUUAGCUGCAAGUGAAAAGUGGAGGUUAGAAGAAAAGCAAAGAGAUGCAAGAAAGAGAAGAGAAGAUAGAGGGAUUGAGUAUAAGCCAAGGUGGUUUGUGUAUCAAGAUGAUGAAUGGGUUUAUAAAGGUGGCUACUGGGAAGCUAAAGAGAUAGGAGAUUUUUCUGAUUUGCCUGAUAUAUUUUAG